Diachasmimorpha longicaudata is the source of this 2056-nucleotide messenger RNA. RefSeq lists its product as uncharacterized. Lineage: Eukaryota; Metazoa; Arthropoda; Insecta; Hymenoptera; Braconidae. The record is from RefSeq and is a predicted model, not a curated record. The transcript has 3 exons. The coding region runs from base 98 to 757 and encodes 219 amino acids.
ACAGGACGUACGGACGAUAUAAAAGGCUUGAGGACACGAUGUUAUCGGUGCACUCCUCACUCGAGCUGUGUUUCACAAACAAUUAUCGAAGAUCAAUAUGACAACAAUUUUCGUGAUUUUUCCACUACUGAUUGCAUCGAUAUCCGCUUCUAUCGAACACAUUGGACCCUACGGCUAUCGUGGACCCCCCGCGCCACUUUCCAACGAUGGUAGAGUAAUCGAAACACCGGAAGUGGCCCACGCAAGAGCUGCACAUUUAGCUGCAUAUGCAGUUGCUGCUCAAGCAUCGAUCAGAGCUCCGCCGUCUGAUUCCGGGAGUGAUUUAUUAUUGAAUAAAGAUGAUACAUCAGAGUCUAGUGAUGUAUCAUCGAGUGAACCAUUUACGAGUGCGUGGGAUGAGCCAGCUCCCCUGGGAGAAGACGGUCGCGUCGUCGAUACAACAGAGGUUUCCCGGGUCAAGGCCGCUCACCUGGCUGCUCAUGCUGAGGCAUUAAAAAAUAUUGAAAGCCCCUAUCGCGAAGCUGCAAUUUUGUGGAAGGACAAUGUCGAUGUUAAUCGCUUAGUUCUAGUGCCUUCACACGUUGCCUUCGCAAUUCAUCGUCGAAACUCGAUAUAUCGUGGCCCAUCGGCACCAUUGGCACCGGAUGGUGCCGUCAUCGAUACGAGAGAAGUUGCUGAAGCCAGAGCUGCACAUCUUCGUGCACAUGCCGUUGCACUUGCCAAUACAGAACCGAUUAACGAUAAUUGUCACUGCUGAGAGUUUAACGCACAUAAAUUUCGUUCCUGUUACCUAUCUCUCGGUUCAUCUAUUGAUGCUGUAGCCAAUAAGAGUGAAUAAUAGUAAUAGCAAUAGAGGUGAAAAAUGUGACAUUGUCAAUAAAAGAAAGUCUUUGUGACAGAGAGAUAGGAGUGGAUAAGUGCGGCCUUGUCAAAUGCAGUAACUGCCGUGUUCCCGUGAUCGAUAAUUGAUUAUGCACCGUAGAAAUAACAGAGAAGUAAUACAAUAUCGAUUGACCGUGACGACCCGUGAACUGGCCAUGGAGUUUAUUUCACCGCACCUUCAUAAUAAAUUAUCUACCAAAUUCUUAUAAUCAGAUAAGUGUAUUGAUUUUAUUUUCAAUUUGUUGGUCAGAAUCAGAAUAAUAUCUCAAUUUACAGAGUUGCUAUUCAAUUGUAAGAAUGAAAAAAAAAAGAAUAAAAUAUAUGCGGAAGCGCGAAAUGUUAAAUUUGACGAUGAUUUACUAGAGAAAAAUUUUCGUAUGUAAUUUAUACUUAAUCAGAAAUUAUAAAAUCGAGAUCACACUGAUUGGAGGCACCAGUAGGUUCUUCCUUUGAGGUAGAGGAAUUAACAAGACCCAAGUAUUUGAAUGACGAAUAAUGGAUGAAACAAUUCAAUAAUUAUGCGCAUUCCAUGAGCCAUCAUGCGCUGGUCCGUCCCAAGCUGGAUUGUAUGCACCGGUGUCAUAUUGACCGUGAGGAGGACCACCACUGAUAGGAGCACCAGCAGCUGGUGCAUACUGGGCGGCAGCAUUGUAGAGGGAAAAAUGAUGAGCUUUGGCUGCAGCAACCUCGGGUGUAUCAACUACUCGGCCAUCGGGGCCAAGUGGAGCUGGGGGACCGCUGAAAUAAAACGAAAAUCCUCCCUCAAUGAAAUAAAUCCGGAAAUUAUAAACAAUCACGUUAAAUUCGAUUUUCUGACGAGCAAUGAGUACGUGAAUAGCACAUAAUAAUUUAAGCACUCGGUGAUUAUGGAAUAUGGAUGAGCCUACUGAUAGCGUGUUCCAUACUGUGCGCCGGGAGCAUAAGGAGCUGGUGAUCCAUUCCAUCCACGAUUCCAUUCAUUCGAAGUGUAACUCGAUGGUGCACUUCCAGCUCUAGCAGAGGCAUCAGCAAGAGCAGCCAAAUGUGAAGCUUUUGCUGCCUGAACUUCCGGAGUAUCCACGACCCGGCCGUCGGCUCCCAGCGGUGCAGCACCAUGAUGACUUGCAUACUGACUACCGUAUCCCCACUGAGGUUCGCUCAGGACGAGCGUAAUCAGGCAGCCGAAGUGUAGAAU